Molecule: messenger RNA, 1620 nt
Organism: Alexandromys fortis (reed vole)
Lineage: Eukaryota; Metazoa; Chordata; Mammalia; Rodentia; Cricetidae
Gene: Ift38
Product: clusterin associated protein 1
Exons: 12
Coding region: 134-1375 (413 amino acids)
Biological process (GO): cilium assembly
Cellular component (GO): intraciliary transport particle B; cilium; centrosome
Source: RefSeq, a predicted model, not a curated record
CUGUCUUGUUUGGCCCUGACCGCACGCUGUCCAAGUGCCCUGCGGGUUGCUAUAGAGACCGGCGAGCGCUGGGCCUGCGAACUCCAAAGAGGCGAGCAUCGUGCCCCGGUGGACUUUUGCGGACCAAACCGCCAUGUCUUUCCGCGACCUCCGCAAUUUCACAGAGAUGAUGAGAGCCCUGGGUUACCCACGACAUAUCUCUAUGGAGAACUUCCGCUCUCCCAACUUUGGGCUUGUCUCUGAAGUCCUCCUGUGGCUUGUGAAAAGGUAUGAGCCACAGACCGACAUCCCUUCUGACAUUGAGACCGAACAAGACCGAGUUUUCUUCAUUAAAGCAAUUGCCCAGUUCAUGGCCACAAAGGCACAUAUAAAACUCAAUACUAAGAAGCUUUAUCAAGCAGAUGGGUAUGCCGUGAAAGAACUGUUAAAGAUCACAUCCGUUCUUUAUAAUGCAAUGAAGACCAAGGGCAUGGAGGGCUCUAAAGUGGGAGAGGAAGACAUCAGCAAGUUCAAGUUUGACCUUGGCUCUAAGAUUGCAGAUCUCAAAGCAGCCAGGCAGCUUGCUUCUGAAAUCACUGCCAAAGGAGCAUCUCUGUAUGACUUGCUGGGCAAAGAGGUUGAGCUGAGGGAACUGAGAACAGAAGCCAUUGCUAGACCUCUAGAGAUAAACGAGACUGAGAAAGUGAUGAGAAUCGCAAUAAAAGAUAUUUUGGCACAGGUUCAGAAGACUAAAGACCUGCUCAAUAACGUGGCCUCUGAUGAAGCUAACUUAGAAGCCAAAAUUGAGAAGAGAAAAUUAGAACUGGAAAGAAAUCAGAAGCGACUCAAGACCCUGCAGAGUGUCAGGCCGGCCUUCAUGGACGAGUAUGAAAAAACUGAGGAGGAGCUGCAAAAGCAGUACGACAUUUAUCUAGAGAAAUUCCGGAACUUGGCUUACCUGGAGCAGCAACUUGAGGAUCAUCACCGGAUGGAGCAGGAGAGGUUUGAAGAAGCUGAAAAUACUCUCCGUCUCAUGCAGAAUAAGCUAAAGGAGGAGGAAAAGCGGCUGCUCAAGAGUGGAAGUAACGAUGACUCAGACAUAGACAUCCAAGAGGACGAUGAGUCUGAUAGUGAGCUGGAGGAGAGACGGCUGUCGAAACCUCGAACAGCCAUGGAAGUGCUCAUGCAAGGAAGGCCCAGCAAACGCAUCGUGGGCACAAUGCAAGGUGGAGACUCUGAUGAAGAUGAGGACUCGGAGGACAGUGAGAUUGACAUGGACGAUGACGAAGAGGACGACGACGAUCUGGAAGACGAAAGCAUUGCUCUCUCGCCAGCUAAGCCCAGGCGACGGGUCCGCAAGCCUGAGCCCCUGGACGAGAGCGACAAUGACUUCUGACCUUCUUGCCAGGGGACCCAGGCAGACUCAGAGCCUCAGAGCUGUAGGUAAACAGGGAAUCAGCAGACUGGAAAGGUAACAUGUAUCUGGUUCACUACACCAUCUGGGCUUAACCAUUAUCAAAACCAAGCCCAAUAAAGAUACUCUUUUGUCUUAUUUCCUAACACUUGGGCAAUGCAUGUGUUCUGAGUAAUUAAAAUCUACAAGAAAAGCUUUGAGGAGAAAUAUAAACUGUCACCAUGUAA